UCAUUCCCAGCUUCUUUUCUUCCCGAGAGAGAGAGAGAGAGAGAGAGAGAGUGAGUGAGAGAGGGAGGGAAAGAUCUCUAGCUAGGAUUAGGGUUCCUCCUCUUCUUCUUCUUCUACCUUCUUCGAAUGCAGCUACUGAAAACCUAGCUUUCUUUUCCAUUCGAGGUAAGGAGGAGAAGAUGGAGAAAGGCGCGGAAAUCAGUAACAGAAGCGGUAGCGGCGAAUCGAAGUUUCCUUUAACCUUUUCGGAGAUGGCCGCUGCUUCUUCGGUCGUUUUCGCAUUCGGUUUGGGGCUUUUAUGUGUAUAUCUGACGAUGCCAGUUUCGGAUUACAGCUUCCUCAAGCUUCCCCGCAGCCUUGAAGAUCUACAGAUUCUCAGGGAUCAUCUCGAGAGCUACACAAGUGACUACACCAUACAGGUUCUUGUGGGAUAUUGUGUAGUCUACAUUUUUAUGCAGACUUUCAUGAUUCCUGGAACCGUUUUCAUGUCUCUACUUGCCGGAGCCCUUUUCGGAGUACUCAAAGGUGUUGCUUUGGUGGUUUUUGCUGCCACUGCUGGUGCUUCUUCUUGCUAUUUCCUAUCAAAACAGAUAGGGAAACCCCUGGUCUUCUCAUUGUGGCCUGACAAGCUGAGUUUCUUCCAAGCGCAGGUGGCUAAAAGAAGAGAGAGACUACUGAAUUACAUGCUCUUUCUAAGAGUUACCCCUACUUUGCCGAAUACAUUCAUCAACGUGGCUUCGCCCAUAGUAGAUGUGCCUUACCAUAUUUUCUUCCUUGCAACAUUCAUUGGGCUCAUUCCGGCCGCUUUUGUCACAGUGAAAGCAGGAAUUGCUCUUGGAGAACUGAGGUCGGUGGGUGACCUGUAUGAUUUUCAGUCGAUUGCAACCCUGUUCCUCAUCGGCAUUGCUUCAAUCACUCCUACAUUGAUGAGCAAGGGCAGCUCUGAGAAACAUUGAUGGACACACACAAAAUCAGUUCGUGUCACUGUUCUUUCAAUACCAACCCAGCGGGUCUGACCAUGUUUCUGUACAGAUCAUCAUAAGAUAGAGGCAAUGCGGGCUGAACCCAGGGUUAUAGACUCCACAACAAUUCCUGAAGCUACUGGGUUUCUUUAAAUGCGGUCUCUGGAUGGUGUUGAAUGCAAAAGCUCUCACUGUGCCGAAUCUGUCUGCCAGUAGCAAAUAUGAUUAUUUUCUGCAAAAAAAAAAAAAAAAAACAUUCUUGUGUUAUGUAUGAUUCAGUCAAAGUACUCAUAAUUACAUCGCAAUAUAAAUCUUCAUACCAAAAUAUUUCAAA
Messenger RNA from Magnolia sinica, 1296 nucleotides. RefSeq lists its product as uncharacterized. NCBI's taxonomy places the organism in Eukaryota, Viridiplantae, Streptophyta, Magnoliopsida, Magnoliales, Magnoliaceae. The transcript is spliced from 4 exons. The coding region runs from base 180 to 956 and encodes 258 amino acids. The record is from RefSeq and is a predicted model, not a curated record.